Phytophthora infestans T30-4 is the source of this 666-nucleotide messenger RNA. RefSeq lists its product as uncharacterized. NCBI's taxonomy places the organism in Eukaryota, Oomycota, Peronosporomycetes, Peronosporales, Peronosporaceae. The record is from RefSeq and is a predicted model, not a curated record. Bases 1 to 666 code for a protein of 221 amino acids. The transcript has 2 exons.
AUGCAAGGACAGGUGAAAGACUCACAAGCACACGCCCAUGGCCAAGCAUCACCGCUACGUAAGCCUGGAAUCACGGGCCGGUUGGACGAGUCACGACGCAGCAUCGACUUUUUAAGGGUGCGUGAAGAUGAACUCAUGACAUUUGGGCGUGCAUCCAGCUGCCUCCAGCUUCCCCAUUCAAGUGUGAGCAUUGCAUCUACACGCCGUCCGAUCGGAAAGCAGGCUUCAAACGAAGCUAUUGGUCGGCAGCUACCAUACAGCGAUUUACCAGAGGCUACGCAGCCCAAGCCACCUUCUGCGACACCUACGACUACCCACCCCCUGCAGCCUCUCCUGGAUAUGCGAGAGCUGAUGGAGUUGAAGGCACACACGCUUCACGUGUAUUCGCUCUCCCCCAACUGUUUCUUUAUCACAGCUGGCUUCCAGACCAGAGGUACCGAAAUCUUCGGUGGUUGGCGCUCAGAGCAAAAUGGGGUGGAGAACGCUGCUGCUCCGGAUGAUACAGAUUGGGAUCCCCGAGAGAAUACGACAGAUGUUGAAGAAGCUAAGAGUGAGAGUGACGACCCUUCUGAUUAUCGAGUUGAUUUUGAGGUGUUUGAUAGCAACGACUUCAUGGAGGGACUCCGGAGAGAUCGGUUGUUUAAACAACCGAUCCAGACGAUGUGA